AUGAUGGACUUCACUAUUCAAAUGGUGAUGAGGAUGUUCUGGUACGAACCCCGACUGAGCAUUCCAGAAUUUCCGUCGACAGAACAACGGAACUUGAAUUUGGGAUUCGUGCAAAAGCUCUGGACACCUGAUGUUUACAUGAUGAAUUUGAGGAAGAGCGUAUCUCCGCAGCUCUACUCUCCGGCUAUAUCUCUCAACGUCUUUGGAGAUAAGAGGCUUCGAUACAGCAAGCUGUGA
This is a messenger RNA of Darwinula stevensoni, 237 nucleotides long. The record is from the annotation of a GenBank genome assembly. NCBI's taxonomy places the organism in Eukaryota, Metazoa, Arthropoda, Ostracoda, Podocopida, Darwinulidae.